AUGUUCGAAACUCUCCCCUCGGGAAGGAGAACUUUUGACGUCUUCAUCCAGGAAGAGAAGGUAAUGAAGCCUCUAAGAAAUCACACAUCACAUUUCUUUUCUCAUUGCCGAACCAGUUCAUCUGAAUCAUUAAUUUAGUCCUUUUCCCUGCCACGAUGUGAGGAUAUUUUUUCAGGUCGUUUCUGGCAUAGACAUUUAUGCAAAGGCUGGUGCGAAUCGGCCAUUGGUUUUAUCUGAUCUGAGGGCUUCGGUCCGUGGGAAUGAGGGCCUGACGAUUAGAUUUGAGGCUGUAUCGGGAAACCCCAUAGUUUGCGGCAUUUCAAUAAGGAACGAUGCUUCUUCAGGUGCUUUCCUCUCAUCUACAUCUUUUUGUUCAAUCUUUACAAAUUUUUUGGGCAACAUGAAAUCAAUAGAUUGCUGCUGCUGAUCGUUGAUUUUCGUGUACUUGGAUAACCUUUUCAGUAACUGCGAAGAAAAUUGAGUCCCAAGUAUCCAAACGCAUCUCGUCGUACUUGGCCAAAUACGGAGAGAGCCCUCAAAUACCAGAGGUUAAUUAAAGAAAAAUAGUGACCAGUGGAUACGAGUAAGACAACUGAUGUCUUCAAAAGCACCGUCGAAUUAAAUAUGAGCCCUUUGACGCAUUUUUCAGGAAAAAGGUAGUGACUACGCAAGGCUGCAACAAAACUAUAACUCUCUUAAAGACGAGAACGAGAGAAUCAAGAGAGAUCUGGAAGAUGCUAGGAAGGAGAAGGAACUCACGAGUAAGGAAUGCCAUGAGGCGUGGAUGUCACUCCAAGAGCUUCAGACAGAACUCAUGCGCAAGUCAAUGCAUGUUGGCUCUUUAGGUGUGAAACACGUUUGAGCUCUUUCGUCCAGAGGAAAAGUCCCCACCUAACAAAGUGUAACCUCUCGUUUCUUCAGCCUUUGCUGUAGAGGGACAAGUGAAGGAAAAGACACGAUGGUGCUCAGCUUUGAGAGAGCUGAAUGAGAAAUUUGAGGUAUGAAUGCUAUUACUCUUGGUCUUCUGAAACCAUGGUAGUGAUGUUUGAUUUUUCCUAUAAUUCACAUUUUUUCUCUUUUCACCCGAUUGCGAUAGUUCCUAAAGUUGGAGCAUGCAAAGGUAUCUUCAGAGGCAUCAAAAUAUAGGAACUGUCUUGCAGACAUGAGUUCAAUAACAGCAACAAUCCAGUCAGCAAGUGAGUAUACCUACCUUGCACUAAGAAUGUCAUCUCUGUAGCAGCUUGUUGGCUUCUGUUUCCUUGUUAUUACAAUCAGCGCAUAAUCUACAUUGCAUUUUCUCCCAAUUGAUAGUGAAUGAUCAUUCGAGUUCGGGCAAGGAGCUCACUGAACUUCAGAAAAAGUUUGUUAAAGAGACUAAAGGGAGGAAAGAGCUUUACAACAGGAUUUUGGAGCUAAAAGGUUAGAGACGAUUGAGUUACAGUUUAUAUAGGGUAGCAUCAUCUUGUGUUGUUGUGAAAUCAAAGAGAGUAAAAGGUCUUAUUUUAACCUGAUUUUACUAUAGGAAACAUAAGAGUCUUUUGCCGAUGUCGACCAUUGAAUCAAGAAGAAGUAUCGAAGGGCGAUUCAGUUGUUGUUGACUUUGAGUUUGCCAAGGAUGGCGAGCUUGUAGUGAGAGCACCUGGAUCACAACGAAAGGUCUUCAAAUUCGACUCUGUUUUUAGUCCUCAAGCAGACCAAGGUAGUCAUUAAUAUUCUUCUGGCCAUCUAUACAGCACCGACAGUAAUUAACCCAUCGAUGUUUAUCUAAUCUUUUCACCUUUGCUGUUAGAGAUGAUUUUCGAGAAUACUUCACCUUUUGCAACAUCAGUUUUGGACGGAUACAACGUCUGCAUAUUUGCUUAUGGGCAGACUGGAACGGGAAAGACGUUCACCAUGGAAGGCACAAAAGAUGCUCGUGGUGUAAACUAUAGAAUCCUAGAGGAACUCUUCAGGAUCGUGAAAGAAAGACAGGGACUGCUUGAGUAUGAAAUUUCUGUCAGCGUGCUGGAGGUGUACAAUGAACAAAUUCGUGAUUUGCUUUUAUCUGGAUCGCAGCCAGGAGUGGCUGCCAAGAGGUAGGCACCCAGAAAGAAGUUUGCCCUAAAAUAUCAUUCAUUAUGAUGAAUCUGACCCUUGAUAUUUUCAUUCAAGGCUAGAGAUAAAACAAGUGGCAGGAGUUCACCACGUCCCGGGACUUGUAGAGGCUCGAGUUAGCAAUAUGAAUGAGGUAUGGGAAGUGCUACAAACUGGAACCAAUGCAAGAGCUGUGGGAGCUACUAACUGUAAUGAGCACAGUAGUCGAUCGCACUGGUAAUUCUCAAAAAGGAACUAUAGGAUCGUACGUAUUCUGACAUGUAAUUUUUUUCAAGAUUUGUGACCUUUGAAGUUCUUGUCAACACAGCAUCCACUGUGUCAUGGUGAAGGGGCAGAAUCUAAUUAGUGGAGAGUGCACAAGAAGCAAGUUAUGGCUCAUUGACCUGGCUGGAAGCGAAAGAGUGGCAAAGACUGAUGUUCAAGGAGACCGUCUGAAGGAAGCACAGAGCAUCAACAAGUCCCUCUCAGCUCUUGGUGAUGUGAUAUCUGCACUCGCGACUAAAAGUCCCCAUAUUCCUUUCAGGUGAAGAACAUGCAAGGUCUUCCCAUGCUCAGCCUGCUCGAUCUUAUAUCACUUCUCUAAAAAUGAUUAUUUCUUCGGCAAUGCGUGCAGGAAUUCAAAGCUUACCCACUUGCUGCAAGACUCCCUGGGUAUGCUUGGUCUCAUAGGUUGCUUGUGUUUUCUCCCUUGUGUACUUAGUGGUGUUUCUCCACUAAGUAGGGAUUUUUUUUUGAGUUAUCAAGAACUGAUUUCUACGAUGUGUUCCCAGGUGGGGACUCGAAAACUCUAAUGUUUGUGCAGAUCAGCCCCAAAGAGAAUGAUGCAGCUGAGACAUUGUGCUCCCUAAAUUUUGCAAGUAGAGUAAGGGGUAUAGAGCUUGGUCCAGCCAAGAGGCAGUUAGACAGCAGUGAGGCAUUAAAGAGCAGGCAUAUGGUACAUAUAUAGCCCAUCCAUCACUUUGAUCAGUUAUUUCGAUGUGGUAAUAAUAAAUAGAUCGCUAUUGGUUAUAUGUUGUCUCUCGAAUGUUGUAAUUCCUUGUUCUGUUAUUCAUCGAAAUGCAUUCUCAUUUUAUUCACAGUCAUUGGCCUUUGACAUCAACCGGUGGUCCCCUUUUCUUACUUAAACUUUUAGCUAGAGAAGGCCAAGCAAGAAAUCAAGGGCAAGGACGAUCAAAUCAAGAAGAUGGAGGAGGCAGCUAAUUGCCUAGAAUCAAGGAUAAAGUCAAAGGACGUUAGCAUCAAGCACCUCCAAGACAGGGUACGUGACCACAUUCUCUGCUUUGUGCGAUGUCAAGAUUAGUAACACGUUCUAUUGUUGAAAAGGCAGUAAUCAAAAGAUUUGUCGGUCUCUGCGGCUCCAUGCUGUCUAGAGAUGUUAUUGACUUUAGUUAAUCUCAUGAUUUAUAACCAAUAAUCGUGGAUUUAGUUAAUGUGUUCGCCACUGAACAACUACAUGGGAGCAAAGUGUUGGGUAAACAGACUUCUGUUGCCUGAUGUUUAUAGUUUUCUCAGAUUUGUCAACGAGUUUUGUAAAAAGUGUCUGCAUUGGUUUGAGAAAGAUUACCAAAAUCCUGUGCCCAUAGCGUCAGGAUUUAAAAAUUAGAAAAAGAAGGAAAUACUCUUCUUUGCCUUCAAAAUUGAAAGGGCAGGUAAUUAAUUCCUCAAAUCAUGUAAAUUGUAAUCGCCCAUUUUUUCUUUCUGUGCACAUCUACGAACCCGACCACUCUGAGCAUUGUUAGAAAAUCAGCUCAAUAACUUCCUCCUUAAUGCAUGGUUUAUCAGCCAACUGCUCAGAUACCAGCAUCCCCUUGACAAAAACAUUUUCUUUUCACUGAAUCCUCAAAUCACGCACUACUGUUAGACUUCCACAUGGUUUCUGCCCGACAUUCUGCCCUUCACUGACUAAAUGUCCGCAAAAAGUCAACGGCAAAUCACUUAUUUACACGUUCCGCCCCCACCCUUUACGCUCAGGCCCUAGAUUCGGAUCGUGAUUACGAUUUUCCGUACUCUGUUGGGUUGUUCGAUGUGAAUCAAAACGCGGAGCACAGAUAUAGAUCAUCAUCCAAUGCCCACAUUCUCCCGCAGGUGAAGGAGCUGGAAUCGCAGCUAUUAAUUGAAAGGAAGCUGGCGAGGCAGCAUGUGGACACCAGAAUAGCAGAGACUCAUCACCAGCUGCAGAGAUUGCAACAACAGGAGCGAGACCUUUCUGCAACAUCUAACAACAGUAACAGGCCCCCCCUGACCGUAAGGCCACCACCACCCUCCGACAACCAGGUCAACGUGGCAGACACCGCCAUCGCCGCCGCAUUGACUGACGGCCCCACCAAGUCGCCGCCAUCGUCGCCGCCGCCCGACGACUAUGCGAGAUACUUUCCGGCGAUGCUAAAGGAGAACAAGCCGGCGGUGGGGGCCAGGUUUGCAACCUCCCCUGCGUGCAAUAGGCGGGUUUCCAUGGUUCCAGCGCCCCGCCGCGAGUCCCUCAUCCCGCCGCCGGCGGUGAGGCCCAUGGAAGCGCCGCUACUGACGCUUCUCGCCGGCGCCGGCGAGGUCUCUCCGCCUUUGUCCGGCGCUGUCACCGGCGGGGGCCUACGGGGGCAGGCCAGAAGCGGUGGCGCGAGAAGAAUCAGCAGCAUACUGAGGAGGAGCCUGCAGAAGAAGGUGGUCAUAAAGCCCCCGCUGCAGCAGUUCGUCCGGCGGGGCGCCGGUCAGAGCAACAGGGAAGACAAGGGCGGCGGUGGGGUUUAUGCGGCGGUGCCGCCGUGGGGUAGGGCGCGGAGGCUGGCGGAGUGGGAGCAGCAGCAGCAGAGGUUGCGCAAGGAGAAAGAGCGGCAGUGGGGGAUCUCAGGGCGGCGGCGGCAAGAAACCUGCUGA
Molecule: messenger RNA, 4965 nt
Organism: Spirodela intermedia
Lineage: Eukaryota; Viridiplantae; Streptophyta; Magnoliopsida; Alismatales; Araceae
Source: the annotation of a GenBank genome assembly